Capsella rubella is the source of this 240-nucleotide messenger RNA. Its product is annotated as putative defensin-like protein 86. Bases 1 to 240 code for a protein of 79 amino acids. The record is from RefSeq and is a predicted model, not a curated record. Lineage: Eukaryota; Viridiplantae; Streptophyta; Magnoliopsida; Brassicales; Brassicaceae. The transcript is spliced from 2 exons.
AUGGCCAUCACCAAGUGUUCAUCUCUUCUAUUACUAUCGUUGAUGAUGAUGUUUUUGCUCAUCUCUAAUCCCGUAAAUGCAGGAGAAACCAAUAGGGAAAGACUAAUCAAACAUUGUACUGGGAUGGAUUGUACAACAACAGAGAAGUGCAAUGCAUAUUGCAUAGAACAACAUUUCUUAGAGGGAAAAUGUUUAGAAAGAUAUUUAGUUGGUGGUGUUGAAUGUUGUUGUUUAGCAUAA